Molecule: messenger RNA, 2352 nt
Organism: Neltuma alba
Lineage: Eukaryota; Viridiplantae; Streptophyta; Magnoliopsida; Fabales; Fabaceae
Exons: 6
Coding region: 1-2352 (783 amino acids)
Source: RefSeq, a predicted model, not a curated record
AUGGGAAACAGCUUUAACCAAUGGAAAAUUGAAGGAUCUAGUGAAGUUAAUGAAAAUGCAAGUCUUGAUGAGUUAAAGGAUUUGCCCAUCUCUUCUCCCGAUAUUCAUAUUCCUAAAGUCUCUAUGUUGCCGGAGACUUUGUUCUUAGAUUUGAAUUUGAAGAGAUAUAGAAUAUUCAUUGGAGAGCUUUGGAAAUGGCAAGGCAAUCAUGAAAUUUCAAAGAUAUUGAAACUUGAGCUAGAGGGUCGAAUCCAUUUGAAGCCUGGAGUACGAAAGUUGAUAACAGGAGCUGAAGAUUUGUAUUUACAUGGAUCUAAUGGGCUUGAAAAUCACAUCUUGAAGCUGCAACAAAUAACAUAUCCAGCAAAAUGUCUUGAGUUACAUUUCAGCAAGGUGUUACUUCCAAAACUAGAGAGGUUGGAAUUGUCCAAUUCAAUCCGUUUGAUUCCACUGAUAUGGGACGACCAACUUUCACACACCUCAUUUGGCAAUUUGAAAGCAUUCAUUGUGAAAAAUUGUGGCUUUGUGAAAUUGGUGCCCGUUCAUAUGCUAAAAUAUUUGUACAAUUUGGAAGAACUGGAAGUCAGCGAUUGCCACAUGUUGGAAAUUGUGUUUGAUUUUGAAGAUUUGAAUGAGUAUAAAGCGAAGGUGUCAUCAUCAAUCCAAGUUGUGCCACUAAAAAAGUUGAAGCUAUGGUCUUUGCCAAACUUAAAAAAUUUGUGGAGCAAUCACUUCCAGGGAAAUGUCCCCUUCCCAAACCUAAGGAGUGUACAAGUUUUCUCUUGUGAAAGUCUCACAAGAAUGUUUCCCGCAUCUAUAGCCAAAGGCAUGCUUCGUGAUCUUGAAGAGCUUCGAUUAUCGUGUUGUGGUAUAGAUGUCAUUGUUGCAAAAGAUCAAGAUAUUCGUAAUUUGGAGAAGUUGAAAUUGGAGGGUAAAGGAGCUGAAAUGAUAGGGAGUGGCCGCUUUCCAAUGAACUACCACUUCCCCAAAGUAAAACUGCUCGAUCUAUCUGUAAAGAAAGCCAGAACUAUAUCGUACAGAUCAUUGUUGAAGAGCUUUCCAAAAUUAGAGGAGUCAGGGUUAGGUGGUCACAUUAAGGAGGGUUCUGGAGGGGAUGAAGUUCCUUUUUUAAAAUUGACUCUCCAGGAGGUUUACAAGAUGACAAGCUUGGCACCAUCCUUAGUUUCUUUACCAAAUCUCACACAUCUUACAGUGGCAAUUUCUUUUCAGUUGACCACUUUGAUGACGUCAUCAACUGCUCGAAGCUUGGCCCAUCUCACACAUCUCUCAAUUGAUCAGUGCUCUGAAAUAAAGGAAAUCAUAUCGAAGCACGAAGGAGAGGCUGAUGAGGAUAAGGAAAUCUUUUUCAACAAAUUGCAGUACUUGCAACUUUAUCACCUACGAAGACUGAAGAGAUUUUGCGGCCACAAUUAUACUUUCAGGUUUCCAUUAUUGGAUACUCUAAUCAUAGAAAGAUGUCCAACAUUUAAAAUAUUCUCUCCAGGGCUCAUUGAUACACCUUCUCUUAAAAACAUUCAACCGUCACAUGAUAGGGGAAAACAUCAUGAAAUUUGGGACACCAACCUUAACAAAACAAUCCACCAGCAGCGAUUUGUCGGUACACGAGAGCUGGUGUCAGAUGAGGAUGAUGUCAGCAUGAUAAGGAAUGACCAAUUUCCAGCGGACCGUUUUUCUCACGUGGAAAUUCUUCGUAUAGAAGGAUUUGUUGGUGAAGGGGUAACAUUUCCGUACACAUUGCUUGGAAGAUUUCCGAAACUGAGUGAGCUUCAUGUGAAGGAUAGUUCUUUUGAGGAGAUAUUCCCAUCACAUAAUGCACACAUUAUUGUUGAUCAAAUUCCACCAUUCAGGGAACUCUGCCUUGCCAAUUUGACGGUGCUCAAGGUGUCCCAGUGUAAUCGGCUCAUCUAUUUAAUGACAAAUUCAACUGCCAAAAGCUUGGUGAAUCUUGAACCACUGGAGAUAAGUUACUGCCAUGAGAUGGAAGAAAUUGUAAUGAAGCAGGAUGGAGAAGAUGAUGAGGACAAGGAAAUCUUUUUUAGCAAACUGAAGCUUUUGGAACUUGACUAUUUACCAAGAUUGAAGAGAUUUAGUGGCCACAGUUAUACUUUCAGGUUCCCAUUAUUAGAAUGUGUAACUAUAGCACGGUGUCCUCGACUCACAAUGUUCUGUCCAGGAGCCAUUUAUGCCCCGCGUCUUCAAAGCAUUCGAGUAUGUAGACACAAACAUGAUCAUCAUAAAGACAUUUGGAUGACCGAUCUUAACAACACCAUCCAGCAUCGGUUUAUGACUCCGGAGGUAACUUGCAUAACCCAAGACAUGGUGUUAAAUUAA